UCGCAUUUAUGUUAAUGUAUGGAGAGCUUCGCUGUGAUUUAUUCCGUAUCUUAGAUCUUCGGAUUGCACAAUGUCUUACUUUCUACUUGGUAGCCUACACUGAUAUCAGUUGCCGAGAAACAGUAACAACCGAUUGCUACAAUUUACAAGACUGCGCAUGAGCGGAUGCUAUCACAAUUUGGAAACCGAUACCGUUCGUUCUCCAUUUUGGUCCAUAUGUGGGAUCAUUCGUCUGCGGGGUUUCUACGGCAUUUGAGCCACCAUGGCCUCAGUUUCAUCUUGAAAAAUACAAUCAGUCUACCACGUGAGCUUUGUUUACUUCCGUAAAAGCGUUCUGUGCGGGUCGGUGCACGUGUUCUGAGCCCCAAAAAUGUCCGAGGAUAGAGCACACUGAGUUCUUUGAAUCCCAUCUGGCUUGGUGAGGAUGGGUGCCUGGUGUCUGUCUUUCCUCGCAGACGGAUGUAGCACGAUGUUCGAUUAUGACAGCUAAAACAAGCUGAUUUCAUGAAGCCUACUUUCAGUUUCAUGGAUUUUCUGUAGCCUACGAAAGAUUUUAAUCGAGUCUUUAUCAUUGGUCAUGGCUGCCAAACCCUUCAGCCCAAAGGAGGUGAGGAGGAUCCUGGAUUCUCUGUCAAGGCCUGCUGUCUUUCUCCACAUGACUCAUGAUUGGCCAGUUCUCCACUGGACAGCAAACCACCUGUCAGACUGCCUUGACCAGAAGAACAUCCGAUUCAGACUGGGGGAAAAACAAGCAACACACACUCCUCUAUUUGAAACCCAGUGCUCAUAUGUGGAGGCCAGCCUUGACCAGUUCCUGUGCUGGACCAGUAAAGGGACUGGGACAGAGGUGGGGCUUUUCUCUGGCUAUCCUCUCUCAGAGUACUGGGCCUAUGCAGACUACAAAUACAUCGCUAUGCUAUUCCAAGACCAGCCGUCCAUGUUUGAGGACGUGGUGUGGUCUGAUUUUGGUUACCCGGGCCGGGCCGGUCGAGAGAGCACCCUGUGGAUCGGCACAGGGGGAGCCAACACCCCCUGCCACCAGGACACCUAUGGAUGUAACCUCGUGUUGCAGGUGCAGGGAAGGAAGCGCUGGACCCUGUUCCCCCCGGAGGACACGGCUCGUCUCUACCCCAGCAGGGUCCCCUACGAGGAGUCCAGCGUCUUCAGCCUGGUGGACGUCCUCCAGCCAGACCUGAGGAGGUUCCCUGCCUUCAGCCAGGCCAGGGCCCACACCGUUACACUGCAGCCUGGACAGGUCCUGUAUGUGCCCAGGCAUUGGUGGCACUAUGUGGAGUCUGUGGAUCCUGUAACAGUUAGUGUCAACUCCUGGAUUGAGCUGGACGUGGAUGACGAGGCGCGUGUAAACGAAGCCGUCACCAAGGCCGUCGUCUGUGCCCUGAAGACCACGCCCAGUAAGGACAACACUGACGACUGGCUCAACCCCACUGAGGAAGGAGUGUCCUCGCAUGGAGAGAACCUGCAGUGUCUGAACCUGGCGGUGCACACCUGCCUGCAGAGGAGAGAGAGGGGCCAGGGUGCUGAGCAGGAGCGCCCAGAGCCAGGAGGGGGCAGAGGGGCCAAGCGGGACUCUAGCGGACAGACCCGUGGCGGCGGCGGCGGCACCACACCCCUCACCAUCCCCUUCGGACCUCACCUCGUCCCUGUGCCAUCUAACCAGGACGGGCUACCCAAAUCAAAGGGACUCAACUCGAAAGACGGGGAAGACGGAUCCCCUAAGAGCUGCAUGGCCGACCCAAGCAAAGACCCGAGACCCAGAGUCUUGUCUGAUAGUGGUGAAUGUGGUUCUGGUUCCGACGACUAUUGCAGCCCGGGCAGAGACUGUGACUCCGGAGACGCUGCAGAGGCCUUAGGACGCGCCCCCAUCACCACCAACGACCUAUUAGAAUGCCUGGUGCACCCUGAUGUCAUCGCCCAUGUCACUAAGCUCCUGUUGGAGAGACAGAACAGACAAAACAAUGCCUGAACAUCUCAACCUUGUCUUCUGGUUAUGUAAAGGGUCAGUUAAAUAUAUAGUCGGUAUCUUUAAAAUGACAUUGUUUUUUGGGGAUGCUCAGGUAAAGAAAUAAGGUUUUCUAAAAACUUACAUUGAAUUAAUUGUUGAGUCACCUGAACCCCUGAAGUGCCUCAUCUUAUUGACUGAAGAGGCUUUGACUAGUAACACUGUCUCAGUCUCUUUGGAUUUAUAUGUUUUUACAGGGAAAUACUAGA
Messenger RNA from Hypomesus transpacificus, 2229 nucleotides. It is a transcript of the gene hspbap1, whose product is annotated as hspb associated protein 1. The transcript has 8 exons. Lineage: Eukaryota; Metazoa; Chordata; Actinopteri; Osmeriformes; Osmeridae. Bases 578 to 1984 code for a protein of 468 amino acids. Gene Ontology annotation, molecular function: 2-oxoglutarate-dependent dioxygenase activity. The record is from RefSeq and is a predicted model, not a curated record.